GCUGGGCUGCUGGCCUAUGCCAUCUUCUUUCCUUGCUGCCACACCCAUUGCUCCGGCCUCCCCUUCUGGGAUCUCAGAGCCCCAAGAGCCCAACUCUGAUCUCUACCAAUUAGCAUGAGUCCGCAGGUACCCAACCUGCUCUUGGUCUUGCUCACAGUGGUUGCAGCCCAGAUGCCUUCAGCUGAUCCCCCAGUCCAGGACUCUAACUGUGGGACCCUGCCUCUGCCCUUGCCCCUGCCCCUGCUUGUGGGCCUUGUGGCAGCUGAUGCGCUGAUGACCCUGCUCAUUGUGGGUGCUGUGUUUGCCUGUGCUCGGCCCUGGGGAACCUCCCGGAAACCAGAGAAGAGCAGGAUCUAUGUGAACAUGCCUGGGAGAGGCUGAGCCCCGUGGCACCCCACCACCUUGUGGACAAGAACCCAUAUCCCCUUCAGACAAUCCUGGCAUCCCCAUCUAACUGAAGACAACUUGCCCCUUGUCCCCUGUAAACUCCUCCUUAACCCUGAAAAUAAAGGAAUUGAUUCUUA
Dromiciops gliroides (monito del monte) is the source of this 524-nucleotide messenger RNA. It is a transcript of the gene HCST, whose product is annotated as hematopoietic cell signal transducer. The record is from RefSeq and is a predicted model, not a curated record. Gene Ontology annotation, biological process: positive regulation of phosphatidylinositol 3-kinase/protein kinase B signal transduction; regulation of immune response. Gene Ontology annotation, cellular component: membrane. The coding region runs from base 115 to 381 and encodes 88 amino acids. Lineage: Eukaryota; Metazoa; Chordata; Mammalia; Microbiotheria; Microbiotheriidae. The transcript is spliced from 4 exons. Gene Ontology annotation, molecular function: phosphatidylinositol 3-kinase binding; signaling receptor binding.